Messenger RNA from Rotaria socialis, 324 nucleotides. Lineage: Eukaryota; Metazoa; Rotifera; Eurotatoria; Philodinida; Philodinidae. The record is from the annotation of a GenBank genome assembly.
AUGAGUACGGAAAAAAUAUAUUUUUUCGGUUCACCUUGGAAUGGACCGGACUGGCUCAAGAAUGCCAGCCAAAGUGUUGGCACUUUAAAUGGCGUUCCUGGUGAUAAAUACCAUAAAGCAUGGGCUCAUUAUUUUAGUAAAUUUAUUGAAGCCUAUGAGUUAGAAGGAAUUCCUAUUUGGGGAAUUACCACACAAAAUGAGUACAGUCAAGUCAGAGAUUUUGAAGGAUUAUUUUAUACAACUGAACAAUUAGCAGAUUUUAUUCGAAUAGAUUUAGGGCCAGAACUUCGGAAAAAUCAUCCGUUAGUUAAAAUUAUGAUCUAA